AAGCAAUGUACCUCAAGUGUUGCUUUUGUAACGCAAGUAUUCAAUUGGAAAAGAACAAUCCAAUCUAAUAUCUUGUGAUUCGCGAAAUGUUAUAUUCUAUUUCAUUAAGAUAGUGAUUUAUUUUAUUUAUUAUUAAUAUUUUAUUUCUUAUAAAUAUCGGAAUAUAUUUAUUCUAAAGAUGGGCUUGUAGCUUUGAAGUAUUAGUUUGAUAACGUAAUUAUAAAUUAUAAUUUUGCUGAUACACGGUACCUUUUCUAGAUUUGAUUUAUUUCAUAUGAGUAGUAUGCGACUUCUUUUUUUCGCCUGCUAGAGAAAACUAUAUCACAUAGUGAAUAGAAUUUUCUAUUAUUUCGCAUUUACUUCCUAUGGCUUUAAUUAACAAACUGCUUACAAAUUAUGUUCUAUAUAUUAAGUUUAGCAUUGGUUAAUUUUUGUAGUACUAUCUUGGUGCAAAGAAAAGUUCACAAAACGUGCUCGAAAUUCAUUAGAAUUUCUUAUUCAACUACUAAUAUUAUAAGACUGACUACAUAGCAGUAGAAUCUCUAGCUCUAAAGUGUCAUUUGCUAAUUUGAUGGGUCUAGAGUAUGUGGUUGUUGAAGUACAUUUCACCGGUGGUUAGAUUCCGGUUUCCUUCUCGUACUUAACUCACUAUUGCAAUUUAAUGUUAAAUCAAACUUAUUUUUUCCCAAGUAUAAACUUUUAUUAUUAUCACAGUAUGGCAAAGAGUUCUGAAAUUCAUAAUGCAUAAUAUUGUUCAUCUGUUCUUUUGUUCAGCCUUAGAAGUGCGCGUCCAUAUCACAGCUUUAGAAAAAAGAUAAGAUUAAAUUAUUCUUUUUUUUGAUAAACGUGAUACUGCUUAUGGUAUUUAUUUUUUGCUGUUAGCUUGUACUAUCAGCUUUUCGGAUUAUUCAAUCUCAUUAAACAGAAUCUUUUGAUCAAAAAUUUUUUUCGAUUCACAGACAAUACUGCAAAUAUGUCUUGUGCUUUUGUUAUUAUUAGGAGUGUGAUUAACAUGUAUUACACAAUUUGAGGCCUGGUGAUUACUUUACCAGUUACAGAUAUUUUUGUAUAUUUAUGCUAGCUUUUUGUAUCUGUGGUGUGUAUUUAUACCUAGGAUAUUAGGUAAAAUGAAAAUAUGAACAAACUGGAAUUUGUUCAAGCUGCUUGAAUGCUUUUUUUUUUAUAUCAACACGAAUUGAUUAUUCGCGUAUGUACCGUGAAAUUUUUUCUUUAAAUUCAUCUUGAAAACUGUACUGUUGUAAUAAAUUAAAGAUUUGCUCGUAAAUAAUUAUUCGAAUAUUUUUGUGAACCCAGUCCCUUUCUACAUCUAAUGUAACGGGUUACGCUCGACUAGUUGAUGAUAAAUAAAUUUUGUAUCGAUUUCUACUAGAAAAAUCAUUGAGUACUGUGCAUCAGUAACAAAUCCAGCUCAUCGUCGAUCUUGUUGAGGAUGAACACGUGUAUUUCAUGGAACGUUUUUUGUAUGAAUAAUAACGCAACAUGAUGUAAUCGGAGAAGUUUUUCCGUUUACACGUUAUUGCAUGCCCUUGCGCAGUGCAUGAACGUAUUUGAGAGUGCGCGUAGUGCGCCUGGUGUCGAUCCUUGUAGAUCGAGAGUUUUAGUAGUUGUAAUCCCACAAAAUUUACUUUUACUGAGUUUUUUUAACCAGAAAUAAUUAUAAUUUCAGUAUUUCCCGUAUAAUAUCAACCUAGGAGUCUCCUUAAAAUAGUAGUAAAUACGUAGUUACGGGCUAGAAAUAUGGAUCAUCGGGUGUUUAGAAUAUACAACCAUGAAGACUUUGUAAAAAUCACCAAGGGAAUCAAAGUCGCUCGUUGCAUGCAAUUAAAAUCAGCCUCCUCUUCAGACGUGGAUAAAGUAUUAUGUCAGCUCGACGAUCUUGUUGUAUCAGAUUCACUCAGCUGUUCAUUUUGCAAUGCUGUUUUUGAGGAUAAAGCCCAACAAAGGCUUCAUUAUAAAUUAGACUGGCAUCGGUAUAAUCUUAAGCAACGUCUUGGAGGGUUGAAAUCCGUAAGUGAGGGUACUUUUAGCUCAUUGGCUGACAAAGAUGACGUUUCUAGUAUAUCAGGGAGUGAAUCUGAAUCAGAGAAUGAUGACGAAACUGGGACAUCAGAGACUGGGAGUUCACGAAUUGAAUCAAAGGUGGUUAAUAAUAAAUUAACCAGCAACAAUAUUCCUACAUCUGCCAAUGACAAGAUCAAAAGAGAGGAGGGGAAAAAAAGAAUAACUGAAUCUGUUUCUGAUACAUCAGACUCGGAGCUUGAUGAAGAUGCUUCGAGUAAAAAACGGGCCCAAGAACUCUUACUUGUUGCAUGUCGUCACUCCAAAGUAUUUUUUGAAAACGACGACGGAGAUAUAUUCAGUAUAUACAGAUGCCUUCUGCACAAUAAAAAGGAAAUACCGGAGCUAGACACAGAGAUGAUUGCUCAGGCUGUAGAAAGCGGUCAGAAGACUAUGUGGGCAGUUAUUAUGCUUGGAGGUGGUCACUUUGCAGCUGCGGUAUUUCAAGAUGGGGUAGCAAUGGUUCAUAAAACCUUCCAUUGUUACACUGUCCGAGCAAAACAGGGCAGCUCUCAAAGCUCGAGAGAUCACCGCAGUGCGGGGACACAUCCGAGGAGUGCUGGAGCUAGUUUGAGGAGAUAUAAUGAGGCUGCGCUGGUUCAACAUGUUCAAGAGUUAUUUGAGUCGUGGGCCACACUACUUGCCAAUUCAGCAUUAGUUUUGUACAGAGCAGUCGGCCCUCACAACCGAUCUGUCCUCUUUGGAGGAAAAAAUCCGCCAUUGGACAAAAAUGAUCCUAGAUUAAGGCCGCUGCCUUUCCCUACUCGUCGUGCCACAUUUAAUGAAGUUCUCAGAGUCUAUGACAUCCUUAGCACUGUAGAGGUGUACGGUUCUGCUGGCGACUUUACAGAUUCGUUUCCGAUUUCACCGAGACAACCUAUCAGAAAAAAGAUCACUAAAGUCGACUUACUCGAUGAAAUAGCAGAAAGUGUUGCGCAAAAAGAAGACCCUCUACUUUGUGUAAACAGUUCUCCUGAUACGAAAAAACAGAAACGUGCGGUGCAAUCACCACCUGAUCGCCAACAUCGCACUCCUAGACCGCCAAUAGACAGAGCAAAGCCAAGGAAAAGUCCUCGUCGUCCACUUCCAGAAAUUGUUACUCGACUUGCUCAGUCAUCCUCAGAAUCCGUGUCUGACGAUGAUUCCUCACCUGCAACUGAUAUUCCAAUAAUUGAACAGAAUUCUGAAAUUGAUUUCAAUGAGCACCUCCAAGCUUUUCAGGAUACGGUGCCGAAAUAUAUCAAGAGUGAAAAGCGCUGGCGACAAAAGAGAAAGCCAAAGAAAGAAAAAACUGAUGGGAAUGAGGUACUCAAUAACUUGAAACAAAAGUUGUGGUCUGCAUGUAAAUUGGGCGACACAGAGCUACUGUCGUCUGCUUUGGAAUCGGCCUUAGUAGAAAUUCAAAGAUGUGAAAGGUUGAAAGUAGAAAUCGCAAAUGGCAAGGAAAUAGAUGAGGAUCCUGCAAAUUUUAUAACUAUGGACAAGAUUGUGAAACUUGUUAAUGAAAGUAACGAAGAUGGCAACACUCCGUUGCACUUAGCUGCGAAUGGUGCCUACUUGCGAGUUGUGUGGUCGCUAUUGGAAAUUGGUUCUGAUCCAUGUAAAAAGAAUAAGAGAUUACAGACUCCUUACUCAGCGACAACUGAUAAAGAAACAAGAAAUACGUUUAGGCGAUUCAUGGCAGAGAACCCUAGUAAAUUUGAUUAUACCAAGUCGCAAAUACCUGGGCCACUAAUCGAUGAAAUAGAGCAAGAGAUGUUGCAGAAAAAAAAGUUACAAAAAAAAGCGAAACGUGAAAAGGAAAAGAUCAAGAAGAAAGAAUUGAACGAGCAGCGGCAAGAAGAAGCUUUGAAAAAGCGAUAUCUCUAUCUGAGUGAUCGGGAAAAGAGAGCUCUUGCCGCAGAACAACGGAUUCUUCAGCAGGGGGGUGCGAUUACAUCUCGAUGCUUUCAAUGUGCUAUCGACAUGAGAAACCAGGUGCCUUUUGAAUAUAACUUCAACCGUUUCUGUUCCAUGAUAUGCCUGAAGGCUCAUCGUGGUGUGAAACAAAACUAGCAUAAUUUUAAUUUAUAAAGAUGUGCAUGAACAGAGCAGCUGGUGAGGAUAUGGAGUACAUGAAUUUUGAACAUAACUUACUUCGUUCUUGGAUUCCUAAUACAAGUGCAGAACCUCACCUACUACAUAGUCAUCUCAAAGUUGACUUUAUUUUUCCCAAGACAUCCUACUUAACCCAUGUAAUUGAUUGAUACAUUCGACACAAUUACUUUGAUUCUUGCACCAUGGAAUUCCGCAGCUGUGUUCAACUCGUAUUGAUAUUUAUACGUGAGUUUUUAUAUGAAAAGAAGAAAACAAACGGAAGAAAAAAAUCUUAGCAAAUUUAUGUGAGUAAUAUGUUGGUGAAUUACGUAAGUUCAAAGUGAAGUUUCUGUUUUGAGAUAAUUAAGUUUUUCAGUAUGACAUUUACAUGUAGUCUGUAUUGUAACUUGUUAAUGAUCAUAAUAAUAUAUUCAUGAUGGGUAAUA
Athalia rosae (coleseed sawfly) is the source of this 4601-nucleotide messenger RNA. Its product is annotated as ankyrin repeat and zinc finger domain-containing protein 1-like. NCBI's taxonomy places the organism in Eukaryota, Metazoa, Arthropoda, Insecta, Hymenoptera, Athaliidae. The transcript is spliced from 11 exons. The coding region runs from base 1759 to 4134 and encodes 791 amino acids. The record is from RefSeq and is a predicted model, not a curated record. Gene Ontology annotation, molecular function: protein binding.